GUACAGUCACGAAAUUAACAACACGUGUUUGUGUUUUGGGUUAGAGUUCACCUACCUAUUGAAGAGGGCAUGAUGUUGUAUGAGUUGUUGUUCAAUUAAAGUCAUCUUGUGUGAAAAUGGAAACCAAGGAGUGUAUAGAAUGUGGUGCUUCCGAUUCAAAAUAUAAGUGUCCAAAAUGCUACCAUAAAUAUUGUUCAGUCACAUGUUGCAAGAAGCACAAAGAGUCUUGUACACAAGUAUCAAUCAAGGACAAACCACCAGCAAUUAGUACAACCAAUCUCGUAGUUGAAAAGCAAGAAAAAGAAGAAAAUGAUAUAGAGAUUGAAGAUAAAGUACCUGAUGAAAAAUUAACAUUGUUAGAGAAAUCAAGCACAAUAAUUAAACAACUUGAAAACCCUCAUCUUCGAAAUAUGUUGCUAAACUUGGACUCAACAAAUGACAAAAUUACUGGGAUAAGCCAGGCAAUGCAGGAACCAAUUUUUACCGAGUUUGCAGAUGCAUGUCUUGGAAUCGUUGAAGGUCCACCUCAACAAAAAAUCUGAACAGAACAUUUUAAAAAAAAGUGUGAUCUUGUAAAUUCAUAAAUACUUGUUGAUUCUGGAAGCUAUUGAUGUGGUUUUGUGCUUGAUUGUUUUUGACCUUGAGGAAAUUGUUUGCAUUAUUGUCAUGUAUGGGCUCCUUGUUGGCCUGCAUAUAUAUUGACCUUUCCAAAGUGUCAAUCAGACUGAACAACUGACAAAUCAAAACAAAAAUCAAAGCCAAAACAUUUUGAUUGACAGCCAGGAAUAUUCACACUUCCUACACACAUAAAAGUUUAUGUACAAGUUUAUGCUGUCAUUUUGUAAGAUUUUAGCAACAAUAUCCAUGGGUGUUGCUUAGUGGAAUUGUCAAUCUUUUCAUACUCUGCUACAGCAGCAAUACAUGAUUUGAGCAUGAGAAGGUGAACAUAUAUGAAAUUGGAAAAUAAGCCUAUGAUACUUUAAAAAAUUGGUACAGAAUGUGUACAGUACAUGGAAAUCCAAAAUAUAUGAACCAUGACCUUUUCUCAAAUACCUGUCAAUAAGUGACAUAGAAAUGGACAUGUUGAGAUUAUAUAGAAUUUGGAGAAUAACACUGGUUAAUUUAAAAACUAAGCUGGCACACGCACAUACCUAAUGAUUGUAGACCCCUCAUGAAAUAGCCUGUAGUGCAAUAAAAUGCUGAGUUCUUGA
Molecule: messenger RNA, 1211 nt
Organism: Anneissia japonica
Lineage: Eukaryota; Metazoa; Echinodermata; Crinoidea; Comatulida; Comatulidae
Product: zinc finger HIT domain-containing protein 3-like
Exons: 5
Coding region: 117-542 (141 amino acids)
Biological process (GO): snoRNA localization; maturation of LSU-rRNA from tricistronic rRNA transcript (SSU-rRNA, 5.8S rRNA, LSU-rRNA); box C/D snoRNP assembly
Cellular component (GO): nucleus; pre-snoRNP complex
Molecular function (GO): protein binding
Source: RefSeq, a predicted model, not a curated record